Molecule: messenger RNA, 13627 nt
Organism: Epinephelus lanceolatus (giant grouper)
Lineage: Eukaryota; Metazoa; Chordata; Actinopteri; Perciformes; Serranidae
Source: RefSeq, a predicted model, not a curated record
UGCAGCUAAGACAGGCAGCCUCGGGAAUCAGAAACUGCGUUUUACAGUCUCCUGCAGGGAUGCAGCGACAGGAGCUCGGUUACUGAGCUUACAGUGGAUGAUCGUGGGGUUGUCUUGUGCUUUAUCUUGUUUUUGAAGCUGUGACACUGGACACGGGUGACUGGGAGUACUACUGUGUGUCCAGACCACUGCACGGAGAGCGAGGGCUGGGUAUGCCACAGGUGGAAAGGUUGUGAAGAUGAGGAGCUGGUUUUUCACUGUGACUGUCCUGCUGUCCUCCAUGAAACGGACUGAAGCUCAGGGCAGGUGUAAUAAUGUGCAAGCAGCAGAUAUUGUUUUCCUGGUCGAUGGGUCCUCCAGUAUUGGCCGAGCUAACUUCCUGCAGGUGAAAGGCUUUAUGGCUGGAAUCAUCAAGCCAUUUGCCGGCUCUGUCAGCGAGUCAGGGAUACGCUUUGGGGCCAUACAAUACAGCGACACCUCCAGAGUGGAAUUCACAUUUACUACCUACCUGGUUGGCACCGAGGUCGUCAACGCUGUAGAGAAUCUGAACUAUAAGGGUGGAAACACACGCACUGGUGCUGGUCUCAAAUUUGUCGCUGAUAACUUCUUCAACCCUGUGUCCAGUCGAGAUGUUCCAAAGAUCACUAUCCUGAUCACAGAUGGGAAGUCCCAGGAUGGUGUGCAGGAACCAGCACAGAAGCUGCGCAGCCAAGGAGUGCAUGUUUUUGCGGUUGGUAUAAAGAGUGCAGACAGGAAUGAGUUGGCCCAGAUCUCCUCCCAGCCCAGCAGUGAUUUCACCUCCUUUGUUGGGGACUUCAAACUGCUUAACACACUUCUUCCUCUAGUCAGCCAGCGAGUGUGUUCCAAAGCAGGAGGAGUCUACGUUAGUGAUGAGGCAUUUUCUGGUCCAGCCAACCUCCAGUUCACAGGCCAGACGUCUGAUACUCUCAGGUUUCGCUGGAAUGCAGCAGGGGGGCCUGUGAGUGGCUAUGUGGUCCAAUAUGUGCCACUCUCUGGCCUGGGUCAGCCCAUCACAGCAGAACUACGUCAGGAGACUGUCUCUGCCAGUCAGAGGACCUAUACCGCACGAGAGCUAAGGUCAGGAACUGACUACCUGGUGACUGUCAUCGCCCAAUACCCCAACAGUGUGGGGGAGUCUAUUUCUGCCAAGCAACGAACCAGGUCUCUGCCAGGGGUGACCAGUCUACGCCUGAUAGAGGCAGGUUUCUUUUCUCUCUCUGUGGGUUGGGACCAACCUUCAUCUCCUGUACAAGGCUACAGACUCACCUAUGGACCGCGAGGUCAGCCAGCAGCCCAGCUGUUGGUGCAGGCUCUGUCUGCAGACUCCACAUCUGUCACCUUGGAGUCCCUUCUGCCCGAUACGGAGUACGUCAUCAGCCUCUACCCCUUAUUCCCCCGAAACUCUGCAUCCCCGUCCAUCCUCAACGCUCGCACAUUGCGCCUUGAGUCAGUGCAGCAGUUAACAGUGGAAACCGAGUCAGAGGGCAGCGUUCGUGUGCGGUGGGGAGGCGUCAGUGGUGUGCGGGCCUACCGUCUGGUCUGGGGACCAUUUACAGGUCGAAAUGUGGAGACGGUGGAGGUUGCUGGUGGCAGUGAGUUUUACACUUUGUCCGGACUGCAGCCCGACACUGAGUACAUCGUCACCAUCAUCCCGCUGUAUGAGGGCAACACCGAGGGCCCUGUAGCAACUGCCAGGUUCAAGAUAGAGCGUCAGGAGCAGCAGGUCCUCAGAGCAGCUACUACUGGCCCCUCCUCUAUUCGUCUCACCUGGAGAAUUAUCCCAUCCUCUCGAGGGUACCGCCUAGAGUGGAGGGCGGGGGAAGGAGGACGUGUCGAGACCCUGACCUUUCCUAGAACCACUUCCAGCCAUGAGCUAACAGGCCUUCAGCCCAACACAGAAUAUAUCAUCAAGCUGUACACGCUGUUCGAAGGUCGUGAGGAAGCCACACCUGUCUCCACCACAUCCAGAGAGGAACAGCCAGUGGGGAAAGUGUCCAACCUGAGAGUGGUGGAGUCUCUGGGCAGCACUGUCAGACUUGGCUGGACAGGUGUAGCUGGGGCCACACAGUACCGCAUCAUUAUCCAGAACACAGACGCAGGAACAGAGGAAAUACGGAAUAUCCCUGGAAACCAGACGACCUUUGACCUCAGAGACUUGUCAGUGGGAGUGUCUUAUGGAGUCAGUGUCACAGCGCUGGUUGGAGAAAAUGAAGGAGACCCAGUUACUGUCUACAUCAAACCAGAGCAAGGUCCUGGCAGAGUGACGAACCUCAGAGUGACAAACGCAAACAGUCGGAGAAUUCGAAUUGCCUGGGCAGGUGUUACUGGGUCGACAGGUUACAGGGUUACUUGGAGACAAGGCAACAAUCCAGAGCAGUCUCGUCUUCUGGGGGCGGAGGCUACAUCCUUCACCAUAGACGGCCUGCAGCCAGAUGAGGCGAUAGUAAUUGGUGUUGCAUCUGUGGUUGAUCAACGCGUUGGAGAGGUGGUCACGCUGUCCAGUCGGACUAAUCCCCACGGUGGAUCAGUGUCUGGCCUUCGCAUCGUUGACGUCACAUCUCAGAAGAUACGCAUUGCAUGGUCACCUUCCACUAGGGCAACUGGCUAUAAGAUCACUUGGCGUCGUGAAGAUGGAGUUGAAACAACGCGUAAUGUGGCUGCCAACGUCAAUUCCUUCACCAUUGAUGGACUACAGUCAGAUUACGCCUACGCUGUGUUAGUUUCUUCACUUAUUGGCUCUCGAGAAGGAAGUCCUACCACUCUGAACAUCAGGACAGAGUCAGAUCAGACUGUGGUAGGGACUGUGACGUCACUGCAAGUCCAGGAGGCCCGUGGAGAGGUUGUCCGAGUCACUUGGGUUGGUGUCCAAGGAGCAACAGCGUAUCGGGUGUCUUGGAGGAGAACAGACGGUGGUGAAGAGAGGAGUCAGGUGGUGGGCGGAGAUGUGACAGCAGUGGAUUUGGAGCAGUUGGAUCCCGGAGCUCAGUAUGAGGUGCAGGUCAUGGCUUUAGUUCAAAACAGAGAGGGAUCCCCUGUGUCUGUCAGAGUCACUACACGCAGGUGUAAUAAUGUGCAAGCAGCAGAUAUUGUUUUCCUGGUCGAUGGGUCCUCCAGUAUUGGCCGAGCUAACUUCCUGCAGGUGAAAGGCUUUAUGGCUGGAAUCAUCAAGCCAUUUGCCGGCUCUGUCAGCGAGUCAGGGAUACGCUUUGGGGCCAUACAAUACAGCGACACCUCCAGAGUGGAAUUCACAUUUACUACCUACCUGGUUGGCACCGAGGUCGUCAACGCUGUAGAGAAUCUGAACUAUAAGGGUGGAAACACACGCACUGGUGCUGGUCUCAAAUUUGUCGCUGAUAACUUCUUCAACCCUGUGUCCAGUCGAGAUGUUCCAAAGAUCACUAUCCUGAUCACAGAUGGGAAGUCCCAGGAUGGUGUGCAGGAACCAGCACAGAAGCUGCGCAGCCAAGGAGUGCAUGUUUUUGCGGUUGGUAUAAAGAGUGCAGACAGGAAUGAGUUGGCCCAGAUCUCCUCCCAGCCCAGCAGUGAUUUCACCUCCUUUGUUGGGGACUUCAAACUGCUUAACACACUUCUUCCUCUAGUCAGCCAGCGAGUGUGUUCCAAAGCAGGAGGAGUCUACGUUAGUGAUGAGGCAUUUUCUGGUCCAGCCAACCUCCAGUUCACAGGCCAGACGUCUGAUACUCUCAGGUUUCGCUGGAAUGCAGCAGGGGGGCCUGUGAGUGGCUAUGUGGUCCAAUAUGUGCCACUCUCUGGCCUGGGUCAGCCCAUCACAGCAGAACUACGUCAGGAGACUGUCUCUGCCAGUCAGAGGACCUAUACCGCACGAGAGCUAAGGUCAGGAACUGACUACCUGGUGACUGUCAUCGCCCAAUACCCCAACAGUGUGGGGGAGUCUAUUUCUGCCAAGCAACGAACCAGGUCUCUGCCAGGGGUGACCAGUCUACGCCUGAUAGAGGCAGGUUUCUUUUCUCUCUCUGUGGGUUGGGACCAACCUUCAUCUCCUGUACAAGGCUACAGACUCACCUAUGGACCGCGAGGUCAGCCAGCAGCCCAGCUGUUGGUGCAGGCUCUGUCUGCAGACUCCACAUCUGUCACCUUGGAGUCCCUUCUGCCCGAUACGGAGUACGUCAUCAGCCUCUACCCCUUAUUCCCCCGAAACUCUGCAUCCCCGUCCAUCCUCAACGCUCGCACAUUGCGCCUUGAGUCAGUGCAGCAGUUAACAGUGGAAACCGAGUCAGAGGGCAGCGUUCGUGUGCGGUGGGGAGGCGUCAGUGGUGUGCGGGCCUACCGUCUGGUCUGGGGACCAUUUACAGGUCGAAAUGUGGAGACGGUGGAGGUUGCUGGUGGCAGUGAGUUUUACACUUUGUCCGGACUGCAGCCCGACACUGAGUACAUCGUCACCAUCAUCCCGCUGUAUGAGGGCAACACCGAGGGCCCUGUAGCAACUGCCAGGUUCAAGAUAGAGCGUCAGGAGCAGCAGGUCCUCAGAGCAGCUACUACUGGCCCCUCCUCUAUUCGUCUCACCUGGAGAAUUAUCCCAUCCUCUCGAGGGUACCGCCUAGAGUGGAGGGCGGGGGAAGGAGGACGUGUCGAGACCCUGACCUUUCCUAGAACCACUUCCAGCCAUGAGCUAACAGGCCUUCAGCCCAACACAGAAUAUAUCAUCAAGCUGUACACGCUGUUCGAAGGUCGUGAGGAAGCCACACCUGUCUCCACCACAUCCAGAGAGGAACAGCCAGUGGGGAAAGUGUCCAACCUGAGAGUGGUGGAGUCUCUGGGCAGCACUGUCAGACUUGGCUGGACAGGUGUAGCUGGGGCCACACAGUACCGCAUCAUUAUCCAGAACACAGACGCAGGAACAGAGGAAAUACGGAAUAUCCCUGGAAACCAGACGACCUUUGACCUCAGAGACUUGUCAGUGGGAGUGUCUUAUGGAGUCAGUGUCACAGCGCUGGUUGGAGAAAAUGAAGGAGACCCAGUUACUGUCUACAUCAAACCAGAGCAAGGUCCUGGCAGAGUGACGAACCUCAGAGUGACAAACGCAAACAGUCGGAGAAUUCGAAUUGCCUGGGCAGGUGUUACUGGGUCGACAGGUUACAGGGUUACUUGGAGACAAGGCAACAAUCCAGAGCAGUCUCGUCUUCUGGGGGCGGAGGCUACAUCCUUCACCAUAGACGGCCUGCAGCCAGAUGAGGCGAUAGUAAUUGGUGUUGCAUCUGUGGUUGAUCAACGCGUUGGAGAGGUGGUCACGCUGUCCAGUCGGACUAAUCCCCACGGUGGAUCAGUGUCUGGCCUUCGCAUCGUUGACGUCACAUCUCAGAAGAUACGCAUUGCAUGGUCACCUUCCACUAGGGCAACUGGCUAUAAGAUCACUUGGCGUCGUGAAGAUGGAGUUGAAACAACGCGUAAUGUGGCUGCCAACGUCAAUUCCUUCACCAUUGAUGGACUACAGUCAGAUUACGCCUACGCUGUGUUAGUUUCUUCACUUAUUGGCUCUCGAGAAGGAAGUCCUACCACUCUGAACAUCAGGACAGAGUCAGAUCAGACUGUGGUAGGGACUGUGACGUCACUGCAAGUCCAGGAGGCCCGUGGAGAGGUUGUCCGAGUCACUUGGGUUGGUGUCCAAGGAGCAACAGCGUAUCGGGUGUCUUGGAGGAGAACAGACGGUGGUGAAGAGAGGAGUCAGGUGGUGGGCGGAGAUGUGACAGCAGUGGAUUUGGAGCAGUUGGAUCCCGGAGCUCAGUAUGAGGUGCAGGUCAUGGCUUUAGUUCAAAACAGAGAGGGAUCCCCUGUGUCUGUCAGAGUCACUACACCUGGUGCCUACACCCCCCCUCCGACAGUAACUGCCACAACUUUACGAGUGGCGGAGAUUACCCGGGAUUCUGUGCGGCUUGGCUGGACUCCACUACCAGGUGCCACAGGAUAUAUUCUGCGCUGGAGAGACGAGACAGAUACUGGUAUAGGCUUGUCUGUUACGCUCCCUGCUGCGUCCAGCUCUUACCAGGUGACUGGGCUGCGUUUGGGUCGUCGUUAUCACUUCACCAUUCAGCCCACUUUUGUCAGUGGAUUGGGAACAGAGACCUCUGUAGAUGAGCACACUGUGUGUGUGGGCGGGCGUUUGGACGUGGUGUUUGUGGUGCCAGCAUCGACCGAUCGGAUUAGAUUUGCAAGACCUCUGCGUGAACUCCUCACAAGUGCAGCACGGUCGCUCAACAGUAUCGGACCCCGUGACUCACAGAUGGGAGUUGUUGUAUACGGUUACAGACCCAAAAUAUGGUUCCUGCUUAAUCGCCAUGGCAGGUCUGACACACUUCUUCAAGAAAUCCAGUCCACCCCCUUUGAUGAAAGCCCCGGGAAUAACAUUGGUGAGGCGGUGAGAUACACCAGGCAGUAUCUUCUGACCCCCUCAGCGGGACGGAGACCAAGGGUCCCCGGUGCUGUCAUCAUCAUUGCUGACAAAAAAUCAGCUGACAACCUGACUUUGGCAGCCAGCAGUCUCAAGGCUUCAGGUGUGACAGUGUUAGCAGUGGGUAUAGACCAGGCGGAUACCGAGGAGCUGCGUCGGGCAGUGACGGAUGGCAGCACCCAAAACAUCCUGUAUGCUCGUGAUGCAGCACAGUUGGACUCUGCACAUACCGGUCUGGCAGACUUGCUCUGUGGUAUCGCCAGAAUACCAGACGUAGGUCCAGGUCCAGAGGCGUGUCCCGCUCAGUGCCCUCGGGGUGAGAGGGGAGAACGUGGAGAGAAGGGUGAGAGAGGCAGAGAUGGUUCAGAUGGACGCAAAGGAGAGCCUGGUCGUGAUGGUCUGCCUGGGAGGGAAGGCCCCAGAGGACCUGAAGGACGCCCAGGUCCACCAGGCCAGACUAUCCCUAUUGAGCGCCCAGGGGGGGUGAAAGGAGAAAAGGGGGAGAGAGGUUUUCCUGGCAUUGAUGGAAGUCCAGGGUUGCCGGGACGACCAGGUUCCCCUGGAAAUGCAGGGGUCCCGGGUCCACAGGGCCUGCCCGGUAUCAGGGGAGAUCCAGGUGAAUCAGGUGUGCCAGGGGCACAAGGACCAAAGGGCAGUCAAGGUGAAAGGGGUGAACCGGGCUCUGUAUCAGGAGGGGGUCUUCCGGGGAGGAAAGGAGAGCCAGGCCUCCCGGGAAUACCAGGUACUCCAGGUCGGCCAGGCAGCGAUGGGGCCAAAGGUGCCUCUGGGGUUCCAGGGAUAUCUGGUCAGGAUGGCCGCCCAGGUAUUCCAGGAACACCAGGACUCUCCAUCAAGGGAGAAAAGGGCAGCCCAGGAGACAGGGGACCUCCAGGAGUAGGCAGCGGGGUGGCCGUGAAGGGUGACAAGGGCUCCCCAGGUAUUCCAGGACCUCCAGGGGCUAUGGGUCCUAGAGGGCUAGCAGGACCACAAGGCAGUAAAGGAGACAAGGGUGAUGUUGGUGAUGGGGCACCUGGACCUCCAGGCAGGCAAGGAGAGCCUGGGGACAGGGGUGCCCGUGGGCCUCCAGGAGAAAUUGGUAGCAAGGGUGACCGAGGACAGCCAGGUGAGCCUGGAUCGCAGGGAGACAGGGGGGAGAGAGGACCGGCUGGUGAAACCGGGGAAAGAGGCGACCCUGGGAAGCCGGGCCUCGCAGGAACACCAGGGUUGAGAGGUUUACCAGGGCCCGCUGGAACGCCAGGAGAAAAGGGAAAUGAAGGUGCACGCGGGGAGCCCGGCAGAAGUACUCCAGGUUUUCCCGGGAAGAAAGGGGAGCAGGGGGACCGAGGCCAGACUGGUCCCGAGGGUCCAAGGGGAGAAAAAGGAGAGCCAGGACAGAGAGGAGAGAGAGGUCUUCCAGGGUUAGGAGGGUCGGCUGCCGGAUCUAAAGGAGAGCCGGGAGAGAGAGGACAGCCUGGUAUCAGUGGAAGGCCGGGUGCCAAGGGAGAUGCAGGUGACCCAGGAGAGAGGGGAGAGAAUGGGCGGCCAGGACUCCCAGGAAAGCCUGGCCUUCCUGGGAAAGCGGGAGAGAGAGGAGAGAAGGGUGACGAAGGCACACCUGGGGAGUCUGGGCUUCCAGGGAAGGCGGGAGAAAGAGGACUAAGGGGACUACCCGGUCAGCCAGGACGAGCAGGAGAGAAAGGAGACAUGGGAGACCCAGGAGAGCACGGGCGAAAUGGCAGCCCUGGACCCACAGGACCGAGAGGAGAGCAAGGAGAAGUGGGACCUCAAGGGCCUCCAGGACCACCAGGAAAAGUGUCUGACAUCACAGGCCAGCUGAGAGGAGACAGAGGAGAGAAGGGUGAUGCUGGCGACCCAGGAGAGCACGGAGGCAAAGGUCAGAAAGGCGAAGCAGGGACUCCCGGAACUGCAGGCCUGCGAGGUCCUGAGGGACAACGGGGACCUGCAGGCACAAGAGGUGACGCAGGGGAAAGAGGAGCGCCUGGAGAGAAGGGAGAAAGAGGAACAUCUGGGUUAGAUGGACGUCCUGGUCUGGAUGGUAAACCAGGUGCUGCCGGACCACCUGGACAGAGGGGUGAUCCUGGGAAACAGGGGGAUCCUGGAAGAGAUGGUUUACCAGGACUUAGAGGGGAGCAGGGCCCACCAGGACCUGUUGGGCCUCCAGGCAAUACAGGGAUACCUGGUAAAGCAGGUGAAGAUGGAAAACCCGGUGUUCCUGGCAAAAUGGGGGAGGAUGGUGUGCCAGGUGAAGAUGGGAGAAAGGGCGACAAAGGAGAAUCAGGAGCAGCGGGAAGAGAUGGCCGUGACGGGCAGAAAGGGGACCGGGGCCUUCCUGGGUCUGCGGGACCCACUGGACCUGCUGGGGCUCCUGGAGUACCUGGCAGCAUUGGUCCUCCUGGACAGGUGGUGUAUGUGAAAGGAGCUGAAGCAGCACCAAUCCCAGGCCCGCAGGGGCCUCCAGGAACCCCUGGUGUACCUGGGAUCCCUGGAGCUGUGGGAGCCAGAGGGGAUAGAGGUCCGCCUGGCCUCAAAGGUGAUGCUGGAGACCCAGGAGAGGAUGGGAUGCCAGGCAAACCUGGGACAGCGGUGGAUGUACAGAAGGCUCUGGCCAGCUUUGGCAUUCAGAUGUCUGAUCUGAAGGUGGUUGUGGACAGGAAGGACAUACCACUGAGUCCUCCAGUGCAGAGGGACAUAAAAGGUGACAAAGGGGACAGAGGUGAAACUGGACCGAGAGGACCAUCUGGUGCAGAUGGUUCCCGUGGCCUUCCAGGAGACAGAGGAGCUAAAGGGGAUCAAGGGGAGAGAGGACUCUCAGGAGCACCUGGACCUCCAGGUAGAGCCAUUGGAGAGCGAGGGCCAGAAGGACCACCAGGGCCCGCUGGAGAGCCGGGCAAACCAGGAAUACCGGGAGUUCCUGGGCGAGCUGGGGAACUAGGGGAGGCUGGAAGACCUGGAGAUAAGGGGGAGAGAGGAGAGAAAGGUGACAAAGGAGAUGCUGGAAAAAUUGGUCUAUCAGGAGCACCUGGCCCACCAGGUCAAAAGGGAGCAUCUGCUGACUCAGUGCUGGUUGGUUCGCCUGGGGUCAGAGGCCCUCCAGGACUUGCAGGACCAAAGGGAGAGCCUGGUGCUACAGGACCACCGGGACCUCAAGGAGAACGGGGUUUUGUGGGAAGUCGAGGUGAUAAAGGAGACCGAGGACAGGCUGGAGAAAAAGGACGUGAUGGCUUGCAGGGAACAGCAGGAGAACCAGGAAAACCUGGUCAGGAUGGGAAACCGGGCUUGCCUGGGUUCCCAGGAGUUCUAGGCAGACCGGGAAACCCAGGAGAGCCUGGCAUAAGGGGGCCAACUGGCCCCAUGGGUCCCAACGGGUCUCCAGGUCCUGCAGGUGUGAAGGGUAAUCAAGGAGAGCCAGGUGUUGGUGUCCAGGGUCCUCCUGGAGCCCAAGGGAGCACAGGUCUGCCAGGACCACCAGGCCCCCCCGGAGCAGUAGGUCCACAGGGACCUUCAGGACUACCAGGGCAGGUGGGUGAAGCAGGUAAACCAGGAGUCCCUGGAAGAGAUGGGGUGCCGGGCAAAGAUGGGAUACCUGGGUUACCAGGAAAGCAGGGCAUUUCUGGACCUCCAGGCCAGAACGGCUUAAAGGGGGAGCAGGGAGACAGCGGUCCUCCAGGAAAGGCUGUGGCUGGACCCCCUGGACCCAAAGGGGAGAGGGGUCCAAAUGGUGUAACGCUGCCAGGCACAGCUGGGGAGAGAGGUCUACCUGGAGAAAAGGGUAACAGGGGAGACAAAGGUGUUCCUGGCAACAAAGGAGAGAGAGGAGUGGAUGGUGAGCCAGGAGAGCCCGGAGAAGAUGGGGCAAAAGGAUCUUCAGGGCCAAAAGGAGAUAAGGGAGAGAAGGGCAUAGGGCAGGAGGGUCCUCCUGGCCGGGAUGGGCCUCUAGGUUUAAAGGGAGAUCCAGGCCUUCCUGGUCCAGCUGGUCCUCCGGGGCUACAGGGGAAGCCAGGUAACAGUGGGCUGCCUGGCCUGAGAGGAGAAAUUGGACAACCAGGACCUCCUGGACCACCUGGGGAGAGGGGUCUCCAAGGCUUUGCAGGCCGCGCAGGAAAUGCCGGGCCCCCUGGUCCUGCUGGACCUCCUGGACAGGCAGGCUCUCCUGGUACCAACGGGGUCAAAGGAGACAAGGGGGAAGUUGGCGUUGGACUCACUGGUCCCAGAGGAGAAAGAGGAGAACCAGGGCCGAGGGGAGAGGAGGGUCGUGCUGGCUUGGAUGGAGAGAGGGGGAUAACGGGUCCACCAGGGAUCCGAGGUAUUCGAGGAGAGAAGGGAGACAUCGGGCUGCAAGGUGACAAAGGAGAGAAGGGGGACACGGUGCUGGUGGGAGGACCUGCUGGAGAAAAGGGCAACAAAGGAGAAACAGGUGACAGGGGACCCAAAGGUGUUCAGGGAGAAAAAGGGACAAAGGGUCAAGAGGGCCCUCCAGGGGAGCAGGGACUGAGGGGAGAGCCAGGAGAAAGAGGAUCCACUGGAUUCCCAGGUGCUCGUGGCCCUGGUGGACAGAAGGGAGAAGCCGGUCAACCUGGAGUACCUGGUGAAUCGGGUUUACCAGGGAAAGACGGGCUGACAGGACGCCAGGGGGACAAAGGGGAGUCUGGUAUCAUAGGAUUGAGAGGAAUCAAGGGUGACCGAGGACCCAAGGGAGCUUGUGGAGGUGAUGGACCCAAAGGAGAGAAGGGGGAUGGUGGAAUUCAUGGACGACCAGGCCUACCAGGAAGAAAAGGUGAACAGGGGGAAAUUGGACCCUCUGGUGCCCCAGGGACCCCCGGAAAAGAGGGACUAGUCGGUCCUAAGGGUGACCGUGGUUUUGAUGGGGUUGCAGGACCCAAAGGAGCUCAGGGAGAGAAAGGUGAAAGGGGUCCACCUGGCGUACCUGGUCCUCCUGGUCCCAGAGGAACCGAUGGAGCCCCUGGCCUGACUGGACCUCUGGGACCACCUGGUGCUAAAGGCCCAGAGGGGCUCCAGGGACAGAAGGGAGAGAGAGGUCCAAUAGGUCCCGCCAUGGUGGGUCCACGCGGUAUCCCAGGAAUCCCCGGGGAGCGAGGAGAACCGGGAGAGUUGGGGCCAGAUGGAGCCAAGGGAGAAAGAGGAGAGCCAGGCAUGACGGAGUUUGAGGUCAGAGAGUACGUUCGCACAGAGAUGAGUCAGCACUGUGCGUGUGGAGGUUCAGGCCCAAUAAGUCGGUCCCAGCCUACGAUCAGGGCUCGGCCUGCACCAGAGCAUCAACUGGUCGUGAAGGGUGAGGAGGGCCGAGAGCUGCGUGUGGUGGUGAACACCAACGACCCGGACUACGAGCACAUCUACUCCAUCGAGGCUUACGACGACCCCUUGGACGAGCUGCUUUACUUCACUCCCACUGCCAACCAGAGCGAUGGUGAGGUUGUCAAGGAUGACACUGUCAAAACAGUCAAAGCUGAACCAAGCAAAUCAGCCACAGCUGUCAUUAAGAAAGCAGCAACAGCUGAUGGUCAGAGAGCAGCCAAAGUUAAAGCACCUCUGAGAGCAGUCAAGCCCAAAACAGUCAGGUCCAAGAGGAGAGUCAAGGGGGAAGCUCCGGCAGACCUGUGCUUGCUGCCCAUGGAGGAGGGGAGCUGUGGACGAUACACUCUGCGCUGGUACUUUAACAGUCAGGUUCAGGCCUGCAGGCCCUUCAUCUACAGCGGCUGCGAAGGAAACGACAACCGCUUCCUCCACCUGGAGGAGUGUGAGGAGCUCUGCCUUGGGGAUGUCGAAGGUUCUCGUCCCUUGAAGACAGCACGAUGAUUGAGGACAAAUCCUCCUCAGCCACUGGAAUGUUAGCCUUUAUAUAACUUUAUAGGUCAUUAUUUUGUCAAAUGUUGAUGGUCAAGAUUUGUUUUUGUUUAUUUAUUGUUUCUGUAAACCCAACCAAACUUUACCCCAGGUUGAGAGGGGUUCCCAGAGUGCCUCCUUGCUUAAUGUUCUCCAAAUAAAAGACAAAAUAGAGUUAUUAGGUUAAAAAAACACAUUUCUUUUUUUUUGAAUUGCACACUGAGAAGAGUUUCUUUGCUUUCACCCUGAUUCUCUCAGUUUAACUGUACCACAGAAUUGUAGUAAAGUACAUUCAGUACCUUUAUCCAUGUCAUGCUGCACACAGAUAAUAAAACCUAGAUCUACAUACAGAAAGGAAGUGAAAAAAUAACUUGACUCUCCUCACAGUGUAAUCCAAUAUUUCUUAGGUAAAUACCAAUACGGUGAAGCUCAUAAUGUGUCUUCAACUCAGUGUUCAUUUUCGAGGCUGUAGUUUGUAGUGUUCAGUCAUUAUAUGCGUCAACAUGGAGCCUGUUACUCCACCUAAUAUUGGGGGGGGAAAAAACGGACAUGAAUUUCUUUCUGUUAGGCAGUGAUGGUUGAGAAUUUUCUGAUGAAACAAUACAGCUGUUUUACAAAUCCACAACAGUAACAAAGCACUUGAUGCAGAUUCACUUUAUUUUGCAGUCGUUAAACCUUGUCCUUGAUCUGACUGAUUACAUUAAGAAGGAAAAAGGUCUACACGUGACCUGCAUUCCCCUUCGCUAAUGAGGUUUCUCAUGAUUGGUUUAUGUCCUAAUUACCUGAGUCUGACUCACCGUCGAUGCAGGCUGCAACCAUCUAAUCCUGUUUUCUAACCCUGUGCUUCAAAUUGCCUUUAAAAAAAAUCACAAAUAACAAUGGUGAUUGUCAGUAGGGAAAGAAAUUGAGAACCAGUUCCAGUUGACUGAAACUAGAAUUGACUUGACACUUCUAUACUCUUGUUUCAAUUCUGUGGCCUGUGCUGCAGAACUUUCAGCCUCUAUAGCACCAGUGCUGUGUGCAAAACAAGUUAAGGUACUGCCCUGUGCAGCUUGUAAUGUCUGUAAAACGAUCAUGUCAAGUUAGGGUGGAAACCAAGGGCAACCCCGGGGGCCGACAAAUAAGGCUAACACGGAAGUGCCAAAACUGUAGUUCCUUGAGUGGCCACUUGAGGCUGGCUCCAAGAGCAAGUCAGUCUCCAUAGACCUCCAUGUUUCUAAUUUCCUCCUUUAUGACAAUUGUACGGGGAGUGAAUUUUUAUAUCCUCCAGAGCUUAACCCUCUCAUCCAAAUAUGGUCACUUCUGGUUCCAAAAAAACAA